This is a messenger RNA of Malaya genurostris, 2324 nucleotides long. RefSeq lists its product as uncharacterized. The transcript is spliced from 6 exons. Bases 302 to 2035 code for a protein of 577 amino acids. The record is from RefSeq and is a predicted model, not a curated record. Lineage: Eukaryota; Metazoa; Arthropoda; Insecta; Diptera; Culicidae.
CGUAAAAUUUAUAUUAUUUAAAAAGAAUAUUUGCGUUGCUCAGCUCACAAUAACCCUCCAAAGCAUUGUUUCGGGACAGUGUCGGUGCUGUGGAGCUCAUCGUAGCGUCACCUAAAAUCGCCAAGUCCUAUUGUUCUUGUGCAGCGACUAAAGCGCUUAUUAUAAUGAUUCGAAGUCAAUUGUGGAAUGUAUGUGAUAUAUAACCAUUGGACCUACGACAAAUGUCCCUUAAUCCUACACCGUCGGUUGUAAGUAAAGGAACUGUGUUUCAUAAUAUGAAUUCAAGCUUGUGAAUGUAAAGAUGCGGUGUUUAGAACUAAUAAUCGGUGUUCUCUUGGUGAUGAAUUCGGCAAGUGAGCUGUCGGCAUUUCAGGUUUACGAAAUGCCUAUUGAAAAUUCCACCGAACUAAGCCAUUCAAUACUGAAAAGUACUCUUACAAACAGUUUUGUUCUCAAUAAAGAUGGCGGUGAAGUGCAACCGAAACUCGUCGAAACUUCGGUCACUGAACCGGACCGAGAUGAGCAAAAAUCUACAGUGACAAAUGUCGUAACCACAACUGCUUCCACCAAUUACAACAUCGGCAAGCCGCACCAGAAACAAGUGGUCAGCAUUCCAAAACACAGCUCGAGUUAUCGCGAUACCCCAUUAUCGGUUAUGCCAACGGUUUCCACGCCAGCAUCCACAUCGACAUCAUCAUCAUCGUCGUCGUCGUCGUCGAUCGUCUCUUCCGGAUCAUCUUUUAAAGAAGAUACCACCAAGAAGGAUACCAACAACGGAAGCGAUUUUAUGCAGCAGCAUCCCAUCCCUGGUGGCUAUAAAAAACGACAGCUCCAGCAUGGAAGACAUCCGGCAACGAAUGGAACCAAUGAUUGGAGCUUCACCAAACAGUCGAACGCAUAUAAGACGGGAAAACAGUUCGUUCCAUCACCAGAGCUGGUGCAAGCCUACUCCGCAUCAGAUCACCAUAAUCGGAAUACACACCCGAUCGAUGCGUCAUAUCCGUCCAACGCCGUAGAUAAUGAUUCCAGGUGGUUCGGAGCAAACCAUCCCGCGUCCUAUCCUGCAGGAUUCAACUCUGGAAUGAGAACGGAAAAACCUCCUGUUCAGGAUUGGCCAAUCAAGACGGAAUACAACAAAAAUGGAAAGUUCCUGUGGUUACCCAAUAGGCAAUUCACUUUCGGGGAUGGAGAAAGACCUGAUUCGGAUAGCCCGAUAAGUAGACCCAAUUCGAAACUAUCUCCCGCGAAAGGCCAGUGGAAGUGGAUCCCGCUGGAGGAGGAAAGUGAUCUUACGAAACAAGGGCAAUCCAUUCCGGAGGGAAACGGUCAAACUGCACAUCUUGAAAGUAAAAUAGUAGUUGGUCAUCAUUUACCCAAAUUCCCAUUCCGUGAUCAUCCUUACUCGUUCGACAGUGGUGUUCGAGGCCAAGUUUCUCCUUUUAGUGGAGGAAGCAGUAGCGGCAGUUCAUCUGAUGGGCCGGAAAGUAUCUCUGCACAGUCAGGACUGGCUACAUUUCCCGGAGGCAUUAACAGUGGCAAAGGGGACGACUCUCUUAAGCACAUUUCACCAUGGAAAAAGAUUAUCCACGUACUGACGGCGGCCAUUCCGAUCGGGCUCAUUAUCUCGGCGUUGACCCCCAAUGUUGUUUAUAUCAACCCCAACAUGACACAAACACCGGCACAGAUGCAGACUCCGACCCCUUUAGGUAUCAAUCCAAACCGGCAGCGAUCGGACGGUGACGUUGAAACCCAUCCGUUGUUUGGCUUACUGAAUGCCAUAACUGCUGGCCACGUGGUAGAUCCCAGCAGGCCGUUCCUAUCGUCGUCACGCAUCACCGGAAGUGGAUGCGAGGAGAAAUCAUUUUGUGAGCUAACCCGUUUCGGAAUGAACCGCGAUGCCGAUGUCCUCUCGAAGAUGCUUUGGAAGAUUGCCAACGAGACACCGGCCGAUGAUGUGCGCCGAAGUGGCCUGGAGGAGAUUUUCCGUGCCGUCAAAGACAAUGACGGCUCGAGAUUUCAAUGCAACAACACUUAGUCCUGUGUGCUGCGGUUUGUGGUUUCUUCGUUCAUGAGCGUCGUGCGGAUGUUUUUCUUUAUUUCUCCUGUUGGAUGCAGACGCGCGAACCAAAUUGACUUUCAUCGAUUAUUAUAAUUAUUAUAACUAUAUCGUGUGAAGAACCAUUAACAAUAACGCGAAGAUGGAUGCGAUGGACGCGUCUGCAGCCUGCACUUGUGUGCAAGUGAAGAAAUAAGUGAAGUUACAUAACCAGAUAAUUAUUAAUCUCUGAUAUUAUGUAAAUUUAAAUUUCUCUUCAAAUAAAAGU